Ruditapes philippinarum (Manila clam) is the source of this 2633-nucleotide messenger RNA. RefSeq names its product angiopoietin-related protein 7-like. The record is from RefSeq and is a predicted model, not a curated record. Lineage: Eukaryota; Metazoa; Mollusca; Bivalvia; Venerida; Veneridae. The transcript has a single exon. Bases 163 to 1437 code for a protein of 424 amino acids.
CUUAAUAUAAUGUUUGAGACAAGCACGAGGAGUAAAGACAGCUGUUAAACAUUUAGUUCAUCUAGAUUUAUUUUCACAAAUAAAGCGCAAAACAUAUUGUGAGGAAUAAGAUAAACCAUUCGGACUUUUUGACGAUUUUUCGUUUAAUCAGUAAGAAAAACUAUGUCACUUACGUUUGUAAAAGUUUCUUUGUUCUUACUUUUACUAAGACAGUGUUCAUUGUUUAGUUUUGAGUAUGCCUUGAAAAAAGUUGAUAGUCUUGAAGCUAGAGUGGUUGCUCUGGAGACGGUGGAUCAUUUAAGGCGUCUUGAAAUCGAUGAGAUUUUUGGCCAAUUUUCUGAAUUCACCAAGAAAUUGAGAGUAAUGAAUAUCUCGUUACUUUCGACAAAUAUAAGUAUGGACGUAAAAAAUUGUAAUAAUUCAGUUGUGAGUACAGAUGGACACACACUAAGUUACCUGGUUAAAGGAAUGGCUGCGGAGAAACUGUUGAGCUACAAGAACAGACAGAAUCUUGAGAGAUUGAUAAGUUACUUACAAAAUCUUUUUAGUGACCAUGAGAAUAAGUUUGAAGAGAUGACGAAAAUGUUAAAAAGUGAAAUUGAUCAAAAUAGAGAAAAUCUGAUAAAUGGCCAAGCUUUAUUGGCAGACACAUGUGAUACCAUAAAAGAAGGUUAUAGAAAUGAAAUGGCCUCUUUAAAGGCUGAAUUUGAGCAAAUGGCGUCUUCAAAGGCUAAAUUUGAGCAUGCACAGAAGAAAAUGAAGAACGAAAUAGAAUUGUUGAAAGACGUAACAAAGAAUCAUAGGGCUAUCGAGAUAGAAUCAUGCAUAGAUUUAUUACGUCAGUUCGUUAGUGGUAUUUAUGAGCUAAAUAAUGGUCUGAAAGUUUAUUGUGAUCAAACUACUGAUGGCGGAGGUUGGAUAGUUUUUCAGCGUCGUGAAGAUGGAACUGUAAAUUUUGAACGCACAUGGGAUAACUACAAAACUGGAUUUGGAGAUUUAUUGCACGAGUUUUGGCUAGGAAACGAUAAUUUAUAUGACCUUACAGAACAUGGUAACCACGAGUUACGUAUAGAUAUGGAGGACUUUGAAGGUAAUAAGGCUUAUGCUAAAUACAGUCAUUUCAAAGUUCAUGGAGAAGUUGAUAAGUACAGGCUUGAAGUGAGUGGGUAUAGUGGGAGUGCUGGCGAUUCACUCAUCCGUCAUAACAAAAUGGCAUUUUCUACAGUAGACAGGGAUAAUGAUCCGUACACUGGCAAUUGCGCUAAGGAUUACAGAGGUGCGUGGUGGUAUUAUUCAAGCUGUCACCAUUCAAAUCUCAACGGAUUUUACUACCAUGGGUCGGGUUCACCACAUGGGAAAGGUGUUACAUGGUUUCAUUGGAAAAAAUCUUAUACGUAUUCCCUAAAAUUUGUCGAGAUGAAGCUACGAUCAACUUAAUCUAAUUGAAUGUUUUGUAAAAGUAUCGAGAUUCAUAAAAUUUGGAAUAAUACAUCUUCGCCUGUACACGUGUCUAAUGAAUAUUUUUUACAAUGUACAAAUGUAUAAAUACAUUCUUGCAAAGUUUUGAUGCAGACAGUCACGCAGUGUUGAUGCUACAUAAUGAAACUUGUUGUGAAAAAGUGUACACUUACACGAUGAGAUAAAUGCAUGGAUACAUUCAGUUGUACAUUUUUAUAUCAUAGAGCGCAUGUUGGAAACACAUCAUUGGAAUACUCUUUUAUGCCUUACAUUUAGAUGAAUGUCUGGUAAAUUAAAUCAUAAACUACAAGAAAAAGUGUAACGUGAUGUAACAUAAUUAAAAAACGCUACAAAAUUCCAAAUUAACGGAAGCAAUUAAGCGAGAAAUGCUUUUAAAAGUACAAUUUACGUUAAAAGUGUAUUAAAUAUAAGCACCUCGCAAUAAUUUGAAUGUACUUAUUGGAACUCGUUGCAUUUAUCAUUCUAAAUCGCUUCUCUCUAUUCCCCUAUUAAACAGUCCUGUCACUCAAGUGCAUAUUUCUAGGAAAUAUGUACAAAGUAAAUAAAGGAAUGUCUACUUUUCAUACGAAAUUCAAUACGUUGAUUUCAGCUCUUACACACAAAUAAGAACAUUAAGCUGGUGAUGACCAAUAUAGAAAGAAUAAUGGAAUAUUUGAAAUGUUCUACGAUCAACUAUAAUGGUUGUCAGCAUAUAUUUGGCGAUGGAUACUACAAGUGUAUAAUAUAUGAAGAAGAUAUUUGUUUGUUUUGUGUCACAUCGACACAGUAUAGGUCAUAUCGCGACGUCCCAGCUUUACUGGUGGAGGAAAACCUCAGCAUUAUUUCAGGCACGAACAGGCACCUGAGUAGAACCUCUGACGUUCCGUAAGCUAGCUGGAUAGCUUCCUCACAUGAAAGAUUCCAAAGUCCCUGUCGGGAUUCGAACCCACAGCGAUGAGGGACAAGUGGUUUGAAGUAAACGACCUUAACCACUCGGCCACGGACGCCCCUAAAGAAGAUAUAUAAUAUACAAGCACAUGUAUAGAAAACUGACGUUUAUACAAGGACGUACGACUUCAUUAUAUUAUCUUUCUAUUUAAAUUAAAAAGAUAUUUCAAGAAAAUACUGUUUCGUUUCCAUACGAUGCAAAUACAUAUUUUGUAAAUUGUAGCUAU